Toxotes jaculatrix (banded archerfish) is the source of this 2557-nucleotide messenger RNA. RefSeq names its product kinesin-like protein KIN-14S. Bases 1 to 2421 code for a protein of 806 amino acids. Gene Ontology annotation, biological process: microtubule-based movement. Lineage: Eukaryota; Metazoa; Chordata; Actinopteri; Toxotidae. The transcript is spliced from 14 exons. The record is from RefSeq and is a predicted model, not a curated record. Gene Ontology annotation, molecular function: ATP binding; microtubule motor activity; microtubule binding.
AUGGGCAGCGGGGCGUCCGUCAGCGAUGGAUCCCGGCCUGAGAGGCUGGAGGCCGCGGAAGAUGAGGCUGAACCCGCCCGACCCUCCACACCUGCAGGACGGAGCGACGACACCCUGCAGGCGGAUGAGCUGAAACCUGACAGUCACAUUAUGGAGGUUCAGUCUGUGAAGAGUGAGGAGAGCGAUACACACAGGAAGGACGAAGGAGGAGAAGGAGAAGGAGGAAGAGGAGGAGGAGGAGGAGGAGGAUCCACACAAUCUGUCCUGAAUCCAGCCAUGACUGUGAGCAGCUGUUUGACUCAGGCAUCAGUGACUGAAACUGUAGCAGAAGGUGAAGAAGUGUCUCUGGACUUUGAGAGUUUCCUCCAUAACAACGGGACACUCUACAGCUGCUUCAACCAUCACGGCAACAGAGUUUAUGUCGACGAGUCGCAGAAACUGCAGCUAUUUCCUCAGGAGUGGUACAGUCAGGGACGCUUCAUCGCUACUGACAGUGAGGGCUCCGGUCAGCUGCAGACUCUGGCCAGCAGCCAGCCGGCGGUCAGGGAGGACGACCGCACCGGCAGCACCUAUAUCCAAGGCAAAGGAACCGUCAUGACCUAUAUGUUUGAGGAGAGGGUGAAUGUCUGCAGGUUCUGGGAUCCUCAGUCUGGCAUCUGGCUGCUGCUGCCACUGCAGUGGGAGAUGAACGUUGAGUUUGUUAAAGCUCGAGUCCAGCGAGUCAUGUCCACGCUGCCGGGCCUGGUGGACCAGAAGGAGAUCACUGCAGCGCUCAGACAGUGCAACUACGACCCUGAAGAAGUCAUCUCCAUCUACCUCACCAUGUUCGGAGAAAUCCUCCUGCAGGCUUCACCGAGUGGAGACCACAACUACACCGAUCUCAACUCUUUCAGAGCCCUCCUGGAGCGGGACCGGGUCAUCGAGGAUCUGAGGCAGAAGCUCCAGAUCAAAGAGAAGGAGGUGGAGAGGCUCUUCCAGAGGAACAGCUACCUGGUGAGGGAAGUCCGCUACCAGACUGACGUGGUCCAACACCUGAACCAGAAACUGGCUGAGCUGGAAGCUGACCAGCAGGAGGCCCGAGAGAGGAUCAGAUCUCUUUUGAACCGCCGGGCUCCUGCUGUCCCCGCCACCAGAACCACCAUCAAACCCGCCGUGGACCCCACCCAACUCCGCCAGUUGAGCUGUCUGACCCGCGAGCUGAACGUCUCCAACAAGCAGCUUCAGUCCACAGUUCGCCAGGCAAUGGCUGACAUGAAGAACCAGCUGGAGCAGCUGAAUGGCGCCGUGAUGAAGCUGGCACAGGUGGAGCAGGAGGCGGCUGGGGAGGUGGAGGAGCUGCGAUCCCUCUACAGGAGGGAGGCGGUGGAGAGGAAGAGCCUGUACAACAAACUGCUGGAGCUGCAGGGAAACAUCCGGGUGUUCUGUCGCUACAGGAAGAGCGUGGCCUCCAGCUCCUGCCUGGAGAAGGGGGACGACCAGGAGGUGGUGGUGGUUCAGAAGGGAACCAGGAAGAAGUUCCAGUUUGACAGAGUCUUCCCUCAGAGCAGCACACAGGAGGAGGUGUUUGCAGGAACUCUGCCGGUGAUAACUUCCUGUGUGGACGGAUAUAAUGUCUGUAUACUGGCUUAUGGACAAACGGGCUCAGGGAAGACCUACACCAUGAUGGGGACCAAGGAAAACCCUGGAGUCAACAUCAGGUCUGUACGAGAACUGCUUCGCAUUUGUGCAGAAAAAGAGAAGGUGUCCUACACUCUGAAGAUUUCUAUGUUGGAGAUUUAUAACGACACUUUGAACGACCUUCUGACCAAAAGCCCUGGUGCUGCUCUGGACAUUCGAGUCCAGGGGAAGUCAGUGUCGGUCCCAGGACUGACCCAGACCCAGGUCCACACCGAGGCUGACAUCCUUAACGUCAUGGAGACGGGUGAAAAGAACAGAAAGAUCGCCUCAACCAAGAUGAACAUACAGAGUUCACGGUCUCACCUGGUGGUGGCGCUGGAGGUGGAGGGUUCAGACGAGGUUUCGGGACUGACGUCUCGGGGAACGCUGACCUUGUGUGACCUUGCUGGAUCUGAGCGGAUUUCCAAGACCGAAGCUGAGGGCCAGAGGCUGGUGGAGGCGGCAGCCAUCAAUAAAUCACUGACAGCACUGGGACAGGUGUUCAGCGCUCUCAGGUGUAACGCCCUGCACAUCCCAUUCAGGAAUUCCAAACUCACCCACCUCCUGCAGCCCUGUCUCAGCGGAGACGCCAAGUGCUGCGUGUUUGUCAAUGUGAGUCCCGACAUGAAGGAUGUGGCGGAAACACUGAGCACGCUGCAGUUUGGUUCCACCAUACGACAGGUUUCCCUCGGUAAAGCGACGCAGAACAUUGUCCCAGCUAAGAACAACAGGAUGGCCAAGAGGAAGGAGGAGACGACGAGCUGAAGCUCGACCAGGUUUCGGCUGCAAUAUUUAUUUCACAAAAACAGUUAGAGGAUGCUUUUUGUUCCUCUGUGUCUUCGGUGUAUUGUUGUGUCACAGCUCAGGAUUUUGGUACUUUAAUGGGUUGAAAUAAGUGUUU